This is a messenger RNA of Aplysia californica (California sea hare), 1235 nucleotides long. Its product is annotated as fatty acyl-CoA reductase 1. Gene Ontology annotation, molecular function: alcohol-forming very long-chain fatty acyl-CoA reductase (NADP+) activity. Lineage: Eukaryota; Metazoa; Mollusca; Gastropoda; Aplysiida; Aplysiidae. Gene Ontology annotation, biological process: long-chain fatty-acyl-CoA metabolic process. Gene Ontology annotation, cellular component: peroxisome. The record is from RefSeq and is a predicted model, not a curated record.
GGAAAAAAAAAACCCCGCGAUAACAAAAAAACAAAACAAAACAACAAAAACAUAAAUCUGAAACAGAACAACAACAUUUAGUGUCCCACACAGAUCUCAAGUCUUCGCACCACCCUUUCCCUCCUUCUCACUCUCCAUCCACCCCUCCUUCCUUCCACCCCUCUCUCUCGCACGCAAGCACACGCCUUCGUUUGUGCACACGUGUGUGUUUGUGUGUUGGUGUACCUUUCUGUAGGCUCUGUUGUGGCCGCCGCCACUACAACCACCACCCCCACUACUACUACCACCACCGGCAUCACCACCCUCGCCACCCCCUCCACCACCACUACAACAACCACCAACAUCACCACCCCCACCACCGCCACCACGUCGCCCUCACAACCCGCCAAGAUUACGUUCACACACGAACACGUCAUGUCGGAGGAUAUCGAGGCGCAGCGGUCCUGCAUCGCCAAUUUCUACAAGGGCAAGACGCUCUUCAUCACGGGCGUCACUGGCUUCAUGGGAAAAGUCCUGCUGGAGAAGCUGCUGCGGUCCUGCCCGGACAUCCACCGGGUGUACACUCUGGUCCGGCCCAAGAAGGGGCAGACGCCGCAGGAGAGGAUCGAGUCCAUCAUCAAGUCAAAGCUGUACGACAAAGUGCGCGAGGGCGUGCCGGACCUGUCUGAGCGCAUUGUGCCCGUGGUUGGAGAUGUCCUUGAGCCCAACCUGGGCCUGAGCGAGGAGGAUGAGGCCAGGGUCGCCGCAGAGACGCAAGUCGUCUUCCACUCGGCCGCCACCGUCAAGUUUGAUGAGGAGUUGAGACUGUCAGUCCGGAUGAACGUGAUCGGGGUUCGUAGGAUGGUGCAGCUCGGCAGAAAGAUGCCCAACUUGGAGAUCGGCAAAGGUCUGCUGUUUAUUAUGCACGGGAAUGUUUACUGCACGGCCGACGUCAUUCCAGUAGACAUUGCCACAAACGCCAUGAUUGCUGUCGCUUGGUACACAGCCGUUGAAAAGCCCAGCGAAACGUUGGUAUACAACUGUACCAGUGGCCAGAUCAACCGGUUAACCUGGGGGAUGUUCCAGGACUACCUCAAAGAAAACUUCCUCAACAAUCCAUGUCAUAAGAUGCUGCGCGUCCCGAACCCACGCUUCACACUCAACAUGUUCUGGCGAGAUACCAUGUGGGUGUUUGACCAGUUGAUACCGGCCUACGUCAUGGACUUUUGGCUCAGGAUCACGGGGAAGAAGCCUAU